AUGCUGGCGAACGGCAUCGUUGUUGUCGACAGUGAGGAUGAGGAUGUCAUCAUCACGGGUGAGUCUGCUCCACCUCGGUCUUUCCAAGGAAAGGCGGCCAAAAUUCGCAAGCGCCACAGCAAAAGGAAGAAGAAGAAGGCCAAAAAGCGCCGAAAGAUGAAAGCAGCGGCAAGGGCUGCCCCUGCGCAAGCUCCUUCGGAAGCACGGCCCGUUCCGAGGCCCGAUCCGAGAAGUGGCCGUCUAGAAGGACAAAACCAGGCUGAAGAGGCCGACGUGUUUGGAGCGUCUGCGGAGAUGCUGCACUCUCGUGUUCGUGCUGCCAAAGAGUUCCCAGCAGCCAUCUGCACGGCAUGCUUUCGUCCAUUGGCAGCCGCCGGACCUGAGGCGGCUGUGGUCGAGUUUCGUCGGCCUGGCCUGUCGGAGUCCUGUCGGGUUCACGCACAGAUCCGAUGUUUGGCAUCCGCUGGCCUGCUGCAUGCCAGCCCCGUGGGCCAGGUGCUUCCGACUGGAUCAAGGGCCAAGACUGAUCCCAUGCAAGGUUCCAGCACGCAAGGUGUGCUAAGAUCACUUCAGCGGCAGGAGCAGUCGGUCCAUGUGGCUCGGGCUCCGCGCUUGCCAAAUGCAAGGUCACUGGCUGCUGCCAGACAAAUGGCCGUAGCGGCGGCGCUGCGCACAGUACGUCGCGCGGCUCGCGAUGCAGCCGACGAGGCCGUCUCAGGUCAGCAUCGCCGACGCCAGGCCCGCGACGAUCGGCCGAGGCCUGCUGAAAGAAGCAGGACCUCGCCACUCUUUGAGGCUCUUCUGGCAGCUCUGCCGCCAGCUGAAGAACCGACCCGGCACGAGAUCCCCAAAGGGGAGCGUUGCGCUGUCUGCCACGGCAAACUUCUGCGCAAGGGACGGAAGAUCCGACGCCUGCCAUGUGGCCACAUCUUUCACGAUGAGUGCAUUCUUCCAUGGCUUCAGAAGCGCACCAUUUGCCCUCUCGACCGCCGCGACCUGUCGGAGAUGGUCCAGGCUGACAGGCCGAAACGAGAUGCCUCCUGGGUCGCGACAAUGGUCAGUCGAGAAGGCCAGGCAGAUGACGAGACCGAGGCGAUGGGCUCUCAGGAGCUUCCUGGCGACCUCCCGAAGUAUCUCAUCGCCUCCUUCCCGGCCUUGAAGCAAGUGGGCUACACGAUCCUUCCGGACAACGUGUGGCGACCCCUGGUUCUAGGUGAGGUCCAAAGCCCCACCGCCAUUGCCGUUGAUCCGCUUUCCUCGAGAAUGUUUGUAGCAGAUCCACCUCGAGGUGUGAUUUGGUGGUACCAGCUGGGCACCGGGAGCAACGGAAUGCUUCAAACAGUUGGACGGCAGCGCGCCGCCGUCGAAGGCUUCAGCGCUCACUGGUUGGCUGUCAAUGGAGCCGGCGACCUCUACUUCAGUGGACACCCGCUGCCAAAGGCGGGGGAGAAUGUCUCCGUGGACUCAGUCUGGCGGCUUGACAACGAGCAGGUCGUCACCGGGGACACCUUCAACCCCUCAGAGAUCUACACCACCGCAAACACUGGACAGCCAGAUUCCAAGGUGUACCAACUCUCUGGCCUCGCCGUGGACUCCUUCUACAUCUUCUGGGGAAACCAGGCCGGAGGCAAACAGCAUGGAGCAGUCAACAAAGGAACGCGCUCCAAUAUCGGCCUUGCGUCACAGGACAUGUUCGUGACAACGCUUGCAGAUGCUGUGGAGGAAGUUCGAGGCAUCACCACGUCCGGCACGGAAGUCUUCUGGGUGUCGCCGGACGGAGUUUUUGGACAGAGCAAGACGACGACAAGCAAGGUCUCGGACCCGACUGUUGGCUUGAUAUCUGCGCCAAGUACGGCACAGUGGAAUCCCAUGAGCAUCGCUUGGGACGGUGCAACAGAACUUUAUCUGACGGACGUAUCUGCUGGCGCUAUCUACACGGUUCCGUCAUUGAUCUCUUCGUCACAGUCACUGAGCAAAUUCGCUGAUGCACCAGACUGCCAUGGACUUGCUAUUCUAUUGAGCGCGAAAGGAUCCUGA
Messenger RNA from Symbiodinium natans, 2037 nucleotides. NCBI's taxonomy places the organism in Eukaryota, Dinophyceae, Suessiales, Symbiodiniaceae. The record is from the annotation of a GenBank genome assembly.